AUGAGCUGGAGGUCGCCGCCGCUCGGGGUCGUCGCGCUCCUGCUGCUGGCCGCGGCGUCCACGCUCCCGGCGCCGUCGCGCGCCGAGUGGGCGGCCGUCCCGGACGUGAACGACCUGGUGAUCAGGCAGGUGGGGCAGUUCGCCGUGCUGGUGUACGGCCUGGCGCACCGCAAGGACCUGGCGUUCCUGGGCGUGGUGCGCGCCCAGACGCAGGAGGCCGUCGGCGGCGGCACCAACUAUCGCCUCGUCGUGGCGGCGGCCAAGCCCGGCGACGACGGGAGGCCCGCCCAGUACGACUGCCUGGUGUGGGGAGUGCCCGGCUCGCGCUCCGACACCUGGAAGCUCCGCAGGUUCAGGAAGAUCCAGAGCUAGCUAUAUAUAGCGGGCAGAUGAUCUCAAUCUCACCACCCGUCCCCUCAAGCAGCUAGAGUAGUAGUAAGUAACUCUAUUUAAGGAUCACAUAUAUGCCGCAGCUGGCGUAUUUUACGAUAACCAAACAUUUUCUGCCAUGUAAGCGUCAGUAAUAAGGUUCUUAUUAUAUCAAAAUAGUCAAACUUCAAGGCUUGUUCUCCUUGUUUUAGCAGGAGUCAUCAUGGCCGUACUAUCAUGUAUGAUUACCAUUGAUAAGCAAGUGAAUACAAUUAUUAAUGUCCAA
This is a messenger RNA of Panicum virgatum (switchgrass), 655 nucleotides long. RefSeq lists its product as uncharacterized. The coding region runs from base 1 to 372 and encodes 123 amino acids. Lineage: Eukaryota; Viridiplantae; Streptophyta; Magnoliopsida; Poales; Poaceae. The record is from RefSeq and is a predicted model, not a curated record. The transcript has a single exon. Gene Ontology annotation, molecular function: cysteine-type endopeptidase inhibitor activity.